UAGGUGCUGAAGGAUUUUUAGGUUAUAAAAUUUUAGUUAGUGAUGUUGCAGGAACAUGGGAAGUUAUUAAAGUACGUUUCAUAGCUGUAGCAUGCGGCGACCUUAAUGAAAAGAUUACAGUUGAUGUUAAAGGUGAAAUUUUAGAUUUAAAGAAUACUGCAAAUAAUAUGUGGAUGGGAUACUUUGAAUUAAAAUUAUGA
This is a messenger RNA of Diversispora eburnea, 200 nucleotides long. The record is from the annotation of a GenBank genome assembly. Lineage: Eukaryota; Fungi; Glomeromycota; Glomeromycetes; Diversisporales; Diversisporaceae.